Molecule: messenger RNA, 4076 nt
Organism: Athene cunicularia (burrowing owl)
Lineage: Eukaryota; Metazoa; Chordata; Aves; Strigiformes; Strigidae
Gene: LIMK2
Product: LIM domain kinase 2
Exons: 15
Coding region: 319-2184 (621 amino acids)
Biological process (GO): protein phosphorylation; actin cytoskeleton organization
Cellular component (GO): cytoplasm; nucleus
Molecular function (GO): protein binding; protein serine/threonine kinase activity; ATP binding
Source: RefSeq, a predicted model, not a curated record
UAGCAGGCGGCAGAGCUCGCAAGAACUAUUGCAGAAGCAUGUCCAACUAGCCGGGCCAGCAGUUAUUCUGCCCUUCCCAAGGGAGCCGCUGCUGCUGGGUGCAGGACAAGAUGGUUUUAGCCAUGGGAGCCAGGAAAAAUCUGAAAAGGAAUGAGCAGCCGAGAGACCUGGCAUUCCUUGGGCAGCUUCAAAGAGAGGUGAAGUAUCUGAAUCAGCGCAAGAUUGAAUGAGCACUGGCUGCUGCCAUGUUGGCAGAACAGAGCUGUUCAGAGGCCGUUGGACAAGUUUGUGGCUGAGCCGGUUUAUCCAGUGUUGAAGAUGGGAAGUUACUUGUCUGCCCCAGCUUACUUCGCUCCCAAGGAUCCCUUUCGGUGCUCUGAAUGUCAGGAUCCCCUCACUAACUGGUACUAUGAGAAAGAUGGGAAGCUGUACUGUCACAAAGACUACUGGGGGAAGUUUGGGGAAUCUUGCCAUGGCUGCUCUCUGCUGAUGACUGGACCUGUGAUGGUGGCUGGCGAAUACAAGUAUCACCCUGAGUGCUUUGCUUGUAUGAGCUGCAAAGUGAUCAUUGAAGAUGGGGACACUUACGCACUGGUGCAACAUUCCACUCUCUACUGUGGAAAAUGCCAUAACCAGAUUGUGCUGACACCGAUGAUAGAAAAACACUCCACUGAGUCUCUGCGUGAGCAGCUGCCUUAUACGCUGACCCUCAUCUCCAUGCCAGCAGCUACUGAUGGCAAGAGGGGCUUCUCUGUGUCUGUUGAAGGUGGCUGCUCCAGCUAUGCCACUGGUGUCCAGGUGAAAGAAGUUAACAGGAUGCACAUCAGCCCAGAUGUCCGAAACGCCAUCCACCCUGCAGAUCGUAUCCUGGAGAUUAACGGAGCUCCUAUUCGUACGUUACAGGUGGAGGAGGUGGAGGAAUUGAUUCGCAAGACAAGCCAGACACUUCAGCUGCUGAUAGAGCACGACCCCGUCUCACAGCGCUUAGACAGGCUCCGUCUGGACUCCCGACUUCCCACCCACAUAAAGCCGCCCAUUUCCCCACGCUCCCUUUCUCCACUGGACAUCAAGGAGAAUCUGGAAGGAACGCUCCGACGGCGCUCCCUCAGGCGAAGUAACAGCAUUUCUAAGUCUCCUGGCCCCAGUUCUCCAAAGGAACCACUCCUUCUGAGCCGUGACAUCAGUCGUUCUGAAUCCCUACGUUCCUCUUCUAGCUGCUCCCAGCAAAUCUUCCGGCCCUGUGACCUGAUCCAUGGCGAAGUUCUGGGAAAAGGAUUUUUUGGACAAGCAAUCAAGGUGACCCACAAAGCAACAGGAAAGGUGAUGGUGAUGAAGGAGCUGAUUCGCUGUGAUGAGGAAACACAGAAGACUUUCUUGACAGAGGUGAAAGUGAUGCGCAGCCUGGAUCACCCCAAUGUCCUGAAGUUCAUCGGUGUACUGUACAAGGACAAGAAGCUGAAUCUCCUCACUGAGUACAUUGAGGGGGGCACCCUGAAGGACUUCCUCCGCAAUGCGGACCCGUUUCCCUGGCAGCAGAAGGUCAGCUUUGCCAAAGGAAUUGCCUCUGGAAUGGCUUACUUGCACUCCAUGUGCAUCAUUCACAGAGACCUGAACUCACACAAUUGCCUAAUCAAGUUGGAUAAGACGGUGGUGGUGGCUGACUUCGGGCUGUCUCGGCUGAUUGUGGAGGAAAGAAAAAAGCCCACUUUGGAGAAGCCAUCUGCUAAGAAACGAACCCUACGCAAGAGUGACAGGAAGAAGCGCUACACGGUGGUUGGCAACCCGUACUGGAUGGCCCCAGAGAUGCUGAAUGGACAGAGCUACGAUGAGACAGUGGACAUCUUUUCAUUUGGGAUUGUUCUCUGUGAGAUCAUAGGCCAGGUUUAUGCUGACCCAGACUGUCUCCCACGCACACUGGAUUUUGGCCUUAAUGUCAAGCUGUUCUGGGAGAAGUUUGUUCCUGCUGACUGUCCUCCAGCCUUUUUCCCUCUGGCUGCUAUUUGCUGCAGACUGGAACCAGAGAGCAGGCCCCCUUUUUCCAAGCUGGAAGACUCCUUUGAAGCUCUCUCUCUCUACCUGGGAGAACUUGCCAUCCCCCUUCCAUCUGAGCUGGAGGAGCUGGACCACAACGUGAGUGUGCAGUAUGGACUGAACCGUGACAAGCUACCUGAAAACACAACCUAGUCAGCUCAUCCUGCUGCCUGCACCACUUCUGUUGGAGCUGAGAUGCGGGACAGGGAGGGAGAUGCACUUCAGCCACUUCCAGGGCAUUAAUGGGGCACCACGCUGUGCGUUUGCUGCAUUGCCUCUCUCUCCCCACCCAACACCCCUCCUCUUGGACAACCUGAUUCACUGUGGAUUUCUGGCGUGUUUCAGAAGCAAAAAGGGCCGUUUCCUGCCAACUGCACCUAGGAAAGCUGCUCAACACUAUUUUUCUGGCUUGAGAAAUGUUUCUCUGGCCUUUUCAGGCUUCUUUACUGUGGUGCCUUAGAACUUGGCUGCAAGCUGUGAAGCCACCCUGGCCUGACUGCCAGGGAGGGAAUUGCUGUAGGAAACUUCUGAGCAAGGACCAGCAGCACUUCUGGACAUGCUUCUCCCACCAGAUGCCCUGCUCAGAAAGCCAGGGAAAUUGAACAUCCAGCAAAAGGCCCCACCAGGACAGCGUGUUUGUGUGUAUGUUUGUGCAUGUGUUUUCCAGAUCAACCCACUGAGAUUUUGGCCUCCAGUGUGCAUCGGGGAAGGGAGUGAAAAGCCCCAAGAACUGGGCAGAUCUCCUGAAAUACCUUGUCUGUGGGGAAGUGUGUAUGAAGUUUUGUUUUGGUUUGGUUUUGUGGGUUUUCUCCUCCUCUGUCUCUGAAUACCUCCAAAAGCCUGCCUAGAAACACUAAGACUGAGCUCUGCUUGCCCCUCCUGAUGGUGAACAAGGCAGGCAGCAGAUGAGCCACUUGAGCAUCUUCAGACCCUGAGCCAGCACAGUGAGUUUGCCUGCCCGAGAACCUUAACCUAGGUGAGAGUAUUUGAACUUGAAUGUGUAGAACUGCACUAGGCACUGGCUGUGGACAUCCCUGGAGUGCUGAAGCUGCUUGAGCUCUCAGCAUGAGGUGACAGAAGGUGCUCUUCAGAAAGCCAAAGGUCUGAAGUGGCUCAGACUUUGUACGUGGACAGUGAUGAAGGGGCAUGUGCCCAAGGUUACUUAAAGGAUGGACUUGUCAUGAACAAAAACGUGUUGGAGAAGGUCCCAUCCUCCCAGGAAUGACAGCUGGAGAACUAGUAAUUCAGUUGCCAUUACCUCAUCCUUUCCUGCAGGCUGUGCUCCCUUUGAAGGUCCUUCUUGCAGCUGCUGCUGCAGCAGCACCUGAGCUGAUUCUCUGAGCAGAAACUUUCCUCAGGGUCAUUCCCUGCUUUUGGGGAGAAAAAAAGGGCUUGGAGUCACUGGGAGGUGGGCAGGGGUGUAUUUUCUUCCAGCACUUCUCUUCUUCCUCCCUUGGUGGGAGAGGGAAGAAAGCUACUGCUGUAGUAGCUCACAUGGUUGGCAGAACUGAACAAAAAGCUGGCUCAAGUCCUGCUCUUAAGUUUCACAAACAUAUUGGUUUAACUGGAUUUUUAGUGUGCUUUCUCCCUCCCUCCCUUCGGUAUUGAACAGUGGGGAAUGGGUGUUAGUCUUUGCUGUUACUUUGAUUCUCUCCCCCUACCCAUGAGUUUGAAGUAUUAUGUAAAGUAACAUGGGACCAGCUGCCACCACCUGACAAAAGGUGUGUGUGGAGGGGGCUGGUUUUAGUCUGUGUAGUGGUGUGUUAGAAACACUGGGGACUCCCUUUGCUGUGAGUCAGUGGAGGAGCCUCUAUAAACUGGGUCCAGUGGAUUCAGGAUUGUUAAUAGGAUUUGCCCUUUCUUUCCCCCUCCCAGGCUGGUUUGUGAGGGGACACCUGAAGGGGAGAGUCCUGGGUGAUGUGUGGGUGGGGUUUAUGAACUGUGAUUUGCACAGCUCCAUGUUCUAACUAAAUUAAAAAGCAGUAAAUGUAUGCUAUGAAAACCAAGAUUCUGUCGUCUCUGUUACAUAAAGCAGGAAGCUGUAA